Messenger RNA from Nicrophorus vespilloides, 816 nucleotides. RefSeq names its product phosphatidylethanolamine-binding protein homolog F40A3.3-like. The record is from RefSeq and is a predicted model, not a curated record. The transcript is spliced from 5 exons. The coding region runs from base 113 to 712 and encodes 199 amino acids. Lineage: Eukaryota; Metazoa; Arthropoda; Insecta; Coleoptera; Silphidae.
UGAAUCUAUGGAUGAUCAAAUAGGAAUCAUUGCUUGAGUGCCGGAUUCCCAUCAUUUCAUUCCUUGGAUCCUCUCUUGCUCUUGAUAACAGUUAGUUUAUUUUAGUUUAAAGAUGCUUUCAACCGCUUUAAGAACACAAUUCAAACCUCGUUACUUUUCUUCACUUGUUAAAGCGAUGGAAAAAUUGGAGGUUGUACCGGACGUUGUUGCGACAGUCCCCAAGGAGGUCGCCGAAGUUAGCUAUGCCAGUGGAGCUGUUGUGAACCUUGGCAAUGAGCUAACACCAACACAGGUCAAAGAUAUUCCCAAUGUCAAGUGGACAGCUGAUAACAAUGCCUUUUAUACGCUGUGCAUGACAGAUCCGGAUGCGCCUAGUCGCAAGGAACCUACGUACAGGGAAUGGCAUCACUGGUUGGUAGGAAACAUUCCUGGAGCUGACAUCUCCAAAGGUGAUACCCUAUCCCAAUAUAUAGGUUCAGGACCACCAGAGGGUACCGGUCUUCACCGUUACGUGUUCCUUGUUUACAAACAAGCUGAGAAGUUAAACUUUGAUGAACCAAGACUUACAAACACUUCCGGCGACAACCGUGGUUGUUUCUCCAUUAAGAAAUUCGCAGCUAAAUACAAAUUGGGUGAACCCAUUGCUGGAAACUUCUACCAAGCUGAAUGGGACGACUAUGUUCCCAUCCUUUAUAAGCAACUUGGAGCUUGAGUAGAUUUCAUUCGUUUUUUUUACUACCUUUACUGUUUUUUCUGGUAUAAACAUAUAAAUAAAGCCUUGUUCUUUGAGUAGGAAAUUAAAUGUAAUAAUGCUUA